AACUCUCGUCGCAGUUUUAAUGGAGAUCCCGGCGGCGCGUACCGGAAAUCCUUUGGCGCACAGUCUUCUUUCAAUCGUUCACUAUACAUACAUGGUUUUAUAUUCUCUUUUAUCCUUUCUCGGUUACUUUCGAAAUUUAAGCAAUAAAAUCAUUUAUUCGUAACACCUGACAGGGGUAACGAUAAUAUUUCCUGCGAACUGGUAUAAACGAGAGAAUAAAAAGAACGGUUGGUUGGAGAGUAAAUUAAUAAGAAAAAUGGUUCGGAACGAGGGUCUUUGUAACGUCGCUUGAUGCUCCGCUAUGUCCGAUAAGCGUACAAUUAAAACGGACACAGGUAGUUCAAGACUUCUCAACGAUCUUCGUAAAUUUCGAUUCCUCAAAACAGCCUCCAAAAAAUUGAUCAUGUCUGAUGACGACAGUAAUUUGACUUUGCCUGAGUUUCAAACGCGGCGCAAAAUCGUUCAACGGAUUGAGGACAGUGAAAGCGAAGUGGAAAAUUCUCCAAGACUCAAAGCAUCAGAUUCAGAGUCUGACGAAACAAAAGACAAGGAAAACAAACUCAAGUACCUGGUGCAUCGUUUUCCAGACAUAGAUGCAAUACGUAUUCAAGAAGCUCUAAGUAAUGCUGAUUGGAAUUCAGAGGAAGCAGAGAAAUCCCUCCAAAACAAUAGAAAACGAACUCUCAAACCUACUGCCAAAACAAGCAACAAAAAACGGAGAAAGACUCAUCAGGAUGAAGAGGUUGACAUUGAUUCUGACGAUGAGCAUUAUGGACACAAAGUUUUUGACAGCAAUGAUGAUUCCGAUGUUGAAAUAUCAGAUGAGUUGACAGCUGAGAAAAAAGGAGUUCUGGAAUUCAUGCAAAAUGCAUUGUUAAUGGAGCUCUUGUUGAUGACGCAUUGUUCAAAAAAGAAAGCAACCGCAAUAAUAGAUGCCCGACCAUUCAAAGGCUGGCGAGACUUGGUGUACAAAUUUCAAAACAACAAAUACCUUGACACGGAAUUGUUGAAUUCAGCGCAAACGUUACUGUCAAUGCGACAUGUUGUCGAGACACUGAUGAAAAAGUGCUUGAAAUUGUCUGCGAAUAUGGAAAAAGCAGUCGCCGCCGGUGCUUCGACCAUCACCGAACAGCCGACCGGUAUUUCUGAUGGUUUAAAACUCGCUACUUACCAAAUGGUCGGACUCAACUGGCUUGCUGUCAUGCACUCACAAAACGUCAACGGCAUUCUCGCUGACGAAAUGGGUCUUGGAAAAACCGUGCAGGUUAUCGCUUUUCUAACAUACUUGAGAGAAGCUGGGCUUGUCAGUGAAAAUGAUGGUCCCCAUCUUAUCGUUGUUCCCAGCUCUACUAUGGAAAAUUGGAGAAACGAACUCCAGCGCUGGUCGCCAGGAUUGAACGUUGUACAAUAUUAUGGCUCUCAGGAUGAGCGUAAGGACAUGAGAAUGGGUUGGCGAGCAGGUGAACUUGACGAUGUCGAUAUUAUUCUCACGACGUACAAUCUUGUGAGCAGCACGCCUGAGGAGCGUCGCUUAUUUCGCGUGAUGCCAAUUCAUUACGUCGUUUUUGACGAAGCACACAUGCUCAAAAAUAUGGGUACCAUCAGAUACGAGAAUCUCUUCAGGAUUAACGCAAAGCAUAGACUUCUCCUGACCGGAACUCCUUUGCAAAAUAAUUUAUUAGAACUUAUGUCACUUCUUAUUUUUGUGAUGCCAUCGUUGUUCGCCGGAAAGCAAGCUGACCUGAAAAGUCUUUUUGCCAAAAAUAAUAAAAUCCAAGCAUUAGACAAGAAAAAUCAACCAUUGUUCGAGCAAGAACAAGUUAAAAACGCGAAACAAAUAAUGCGCCCUUUCGUGCUGCGACGUUUGAAGUCCGAAGUGCUCAGUGAUUUGCCGUUGAAAACGGAAAAAGUAAUAAAAUGUAGUCUGAUGAAAAAACAAAGAGAAAUGUACAAAAAUUUAGUGUCCGAAUUUUCGGAAGAAGCGGAUCAGAACAGCGAGGUCAAUGGCAUCGGAAUGAUGAUGCAACUGAGGAAAUUGGCUAAUCAUCCAUUGCUUAUUAGGAACUAUUAUAAUGAAGAUAAACUGGAAAUAAUGUCGAAAAAAUUGGCCAAGGAUCAUACUUACAAGCAGACUAAUGCCCAAUAUAUUUUCGAGGAUAUGAUAUGGAUGUCGGAUUAUCAGAUUAAUCAAUUGUCACGCAAUCAUAAAAGCUUGGCGGGACAUGGUUUACCACAAGAAUUGAUACCGCAAUCAGGAAAAUUGAACAAACUUGACGAACUGUUGCCAACGAUGAAGGAAGAAGGUCACAGGGUUUUAAUAUUUAGUCAAUUCACAAUGGUACUCGACAUACUCGAAGAAUAUAUGGCAAUAAGAGGCCACAAAUUCUUGAGGUUAGAUGGCCAAACGCCGGUAACCGAGAGACAACCCCUGAUAGACGAAUUUACGAACGACUCAACGAUAUUCAUUUUUCUAUUAUCAACGAGAGCAGGAGGUUUAGGCAUUAACUUAACCGCGUCCGAUACUGUGAUUAUUCACGACAUAGAUUUCAAUCCGUACAACGACAAACAAGCGGAAGAUCGUUGUCAUAGAGUCGGUCAGAAAAAUCCAGUAAAGAUUAUUAGAUUAUUGGGUGAGGACACGAUCGAAGAGGGCAUGUAUGAGAUUGCUCAAGAAAAAUUAAAUCUCGAGCGUAAAAUAACUGGAAACGAAGAAAAUGAGAACACCGACAAGAAGAGCAUAUUAAAAUUAUUGAAAAUGAUACUCGGCAUUGACGCUCACAAUCGUUCGUUGUCGUUGUCACCAACAAAAACAGCAAACGGAUCGACGAAAGGUUUGAAAGUUGAUGAAGCUGAAUUUUAAAUUUUUCGUGGAAGAAUAAAAAACUAAUGUCAUGUAAGAUUCUACGUCCUGGCUCCCGUAAUUCUUAUGUUUUAAACAACAAUGGUACAUCAUAUACUCAUUUGGUUUCGUCUUUUUUUUAUAUGAAUCAUACAUUUAGUUUUCGAGUUUUUGGUUCUAGACUCUCCUAGCGAGGUGGAGAUUUAUAUAUAAAUAUAAUGGUAUUUUCUCGAGUAAAUGAAUUCAUCGCGGUACGAAAACUCGAAAUACUCCGUGGUUUAUUUAUAUAAUAAGUAAUCAAUGUCAUUACGUGUGUGUAGCGAUAAAAAAAUUUGUAAACGACUCAUUAAAUCAUUCCUUUAUUUAUAUCACAA
Messenger RNA from Venturia canescens, 3213 nucleotides. It is a transcript of the gene Etl1, whose product is annotated as SWI/SNF-related, matrix-associated actin-dependent regulator of chromatin, subfamily a, containing DEAD/H box 1. NCBI's taxonomy places the organism in Eukaryota, Metazoa, Arthropoda, Insecta, Hymenoptera, Ichneumonidae. The coding region runs from base 302 to 2860 and encodes 852 amino acids. Gene Ontology annotation, cellular component: nucleus. Gene Ontology annotation, molecular function: ATP binding; ATP-dependent chromatin remodeler activity; chromatin binding. The transcript has 10 exons. The record is from RefSeq and is a predicted model, not a curated record.